Messenger RNA from Dioscorea cayenensis subsp. rotundata (Guinea yam), 1923 nucleotides. Its product is annotated as nuclear/nucleolar GTPase 2. Gene Ontology annotation, cellular component: nucleolus. The coding region runs from base 38 to 1741 and encodes 567 amino acids. Gene Ontology annotation, molecular function: GTP binding. The record is from RefSeq and is a predicted model, not a curated record. The transcript has 11 exons. NCBI's taxonomy places the organism in Eukaryota, Viridiplantae, Streptophyta, Magnoliopsida, Dioscoreales, Dioscoreaceae.
UCAUUGCUUCCUUGGCUUCUUCUUUGAAACCCUAAAAAUGGCGAAGAAGAAAGAGAAGAAGUCCAACGUCUCGGGGAAGCCCAAGCACUCCUUGGACGUGAAUCGCAGCAAUGGCGGCGCCGCCGUUGAUAAGGGAGCUCGCUCGGCCGCCACGGUGCGGCGGCUCAAGAUGUACAAUACCCGCCCGCUGCGAAAUAGCAAGGGAAAGGUCCUCAAACACGAGCUCCAAUCGAAGGAGCUUCCCAACACCCGCAUCGUUCCCGAUCGGCGCUGGUUUGGUAACACGCGAGUUGUUAAGCAAAAGGAACUUGAGUUCUUUCGCGAAGAGCUUCAAAGCAGACUUUCCAGUAAUUAUAAUGUCAUUCUUAAGGAGAGGAAACUGCCCAUGUCCCUUCUAAAUGAUCAUCAGAAGCAAGCAAAGGCACACCUUCUUGACACUGAACCGUUUGAGGAUGCAUUUGGACCAAAAAGGAAAAGGAAACGUCCAAAGCUUCUUGCAUCUGAUUAUGAGUCUCUUGUUCAGAGAGCAGAUGGGUCUCAAGAUAACUUUGAGCAGAAAUCUGCAAACAAGCUAUCUGGGGAGGUUAAUGAAGAGGAUGGUUUCAGAGACUUGGUAAGACAUUCAAUGUUUGACAAGGGGCAGAGCAAGCGCAUUUGGGGGGAACUCUACAAGGUUGUUGAUUCUUCAGAUGUAGUUGUCCAGGUUUUAGAUGCUAGGGAUCCACAAGGGACAAGGUGCCCCCACUUGGAGAAGCAUUUGAAGGAGCAAUGCAAGCACAAACACAUGGUUCUUCUACUAAACAAAUGUGAUCUUAUUCCAGCAUGGGCAACCAAAGGAUGGUUGCGGGUGCUUUCAAAGGAAUAUCCUACUCUGGCAUUCCAUGCAAGUAUUAACAAAUCUUUUGGCAAGGGUUCUCUUCUCUCAGUGCUAAGGCAGUUUGCUCGUUUAAAAAGCGAUAAGCAAGCCAUAUCUGUGGGGUUUGUUGGAUAUCCAAAUGUUGGCAAAUCUUCUGUCAUCAAUACCCUACGCACAAAGAAUGUCUGCAAAGUGGCUCCUAUUCCUGGAGAAACUAAAGUCUGGCAAUACAUUACUCUGACAAAGCGGAUCUUCUUGAUUGACUGCCCUGGUGUUGUUUACCAGAACAAGGACUCUGAAACGGAUAUAGUUCUGAAGGGUGUGGUGCGUGUUGAGAACUUGGAAGAUGCAUCUGAGCAUAUUGGAGAAGUACUGAAACGUGUAAAGAAGGAGCAUCUGCGAAGAGCAUAUAAGAUAGAAGAUUGGGCUGAUGAAUAUGACUUUCUUGUCCAGUUAUGCAAACUAUCUGGAAAACUUCUCAAGGGCGGCGAGCCGGAUCUAACAACAGCAGCGAAAAUGGUCUUACAUGACUGGCAAAGGGGCAGGAUACCCUUUUUUGUUCCCCCACCUCAACAACAAGAAGUUGAAGAAGAACAGCAACCAAAUGCAUCCGAUGAAAUUGAAGAUACGACAAUAAGCACAGAUCAGGCUGCUGCAGCUAUGAAGGCCAUUGCAGGCAUCAUCUCAUCCCAGCAAUUAAAACAUGUUCCUGUGCAAAAGAACUUUUUCGGGGAAGAUGAUCAAGAACAUGAAGAUGGGCAUGAAGAUGAACAGCAGCAUCCUUUGGUAGAUGAUGUUGAACAUGGAGAAGAUGAACAACAACUGCCUUUGGCUGAUAAUGUUGGCCAUGAAGAUGAGCAGCAUCCUGCGGCAGAUGCUGAAUGAUUAGUCCGAAAUGCUUGAUAUGAACAUCAUGCUUACUAUUGGGUUAUGGAUAUCUGUCUCAAUUUUGUUUUAUUACAGUUGAUAUUUUUGUUUCUCUUCUCAUGUAUUCUAAAUGGCUAAGAACUUGCUUUUUGAAGGUUGGAGCUAAUGGAUAUAUUCAAAUGUGUUUAUUGUUGGUAUUA